AGUCGCCAUAAAGGGUCAUUGCUUGCGCAAGACACCGGGUAAGCAUUCUACACGCUUGGAUUUCUACUAAGAAGCUCGAUACAGUGCUUGAGGUCCAUGGUUUCUCAGCCAUCUGUUCUUUGCGUACCGUUAAUUCCCCUAUGGUGAGACUGUUUUUGUUUCGUCUGGGAUCACUGUUAGGCCUGUUUGGUUUGCUGGUUUGGGAAGUGCUUCAUAGACAAAACGAAUAUAACUUCGCAGAAAAUAACAACUUCAGACACCAUGAUGUUUACAGUUUUCGAGAAAGUAAUUGGAAGAGCACUGACGAGACUCAAGAGUUGCGAAAAAAGCACCUUAUUGACUAUUGUCACAAGCGAGACCCAAAAAAACUUCUCCCUCCACAUUCAAGCAACGAAAUCCCCGCGUACUUUUUUAGAAACAUCAUUGUGGAUGAUUACCACAAACUGCUCUAUUGUUACAUUCCCAAAGUGGCCUGCUCCAACUGGAAACGAGUUCUAAUGGUUAUGAAUGGUGACGCUGCUGACCCAUGGAGUAUUAAGACCGCAGACGUGCACAAUCGCAGUUUGGGAUAUUUUCGAUAUUUGAACCAAUAUUCUGCGGAGGAGAUUGUUCACAGACUCAGCACUUACUACAAGUUUCUAUUCGUUCGACACCCUUUUGAGCGACUUGUUUCAGCUUAUAGAAACAAGUUCAUAGACUCGUACAAUUUGACGCUCUUCAAAGAGAUGUAUGGCAGGCAUAUUAUACGAAAAUAUCGGCAUAAUCCCGAUACGAGAUCUCUUAAAACGGGAGAAGGUGUAAGCUUUGCAGAAUUUGUUGAAUUUAUUAAUAAUUCUGAGCCUGAGUUUAUGGAUUGGCAUUGGAAACUGUAUGACAUGCUGUGCCAUCCAUGUUUAAUUUACUACGACUUUAUAGGAAAGUUUGAAAAUUUAUAUAAUGACGCUGACCAGCUAUUGAACAUUCUCCGGACGAAUGAUAAAGUACAAUUUCCACAUAAUAAGACUUCUAGGUACAAGUUACCCACAAAACUUCUGGCAAAGGAGUAUUUCAAGUCACUUCCCGAGCAGGCUAAAGGCAAAUUGUAUAACAAGUACAAGCAUGAUUUUGAGAUGUUUGGCUAUUCGAUGGAAGACUACCCUUGAGUCUGAAUAUUGUAAUUUUUUCGUUUGAAAACGUUGGCCAUGUGCCUGCACGUUGUUCUGGUCAAGUGAUACAGCUGGAGAAUCAGCGCGAUGGUGUAAUGCUGUCGUGACCUGUCACGUGAAGAUCAUUUGUUGAUCACGUGAGUAAUGAACAAUUCUGCGACGCCAUGUCAAAGACGUGAAGUUAACAAUGGCUGCUCUGAGAAUCUAGUUUAGCUUCAGACGAUUAGGUGGAGUUCAGUUAAUAGUCAACUACUCAGACGACAUAUUAUGCCUGCAUUACAAGAUCAACGCCAAUCGCCGCGGAAGUCUUACAAAAAGUGACAGCAACUACGCUUUCUCCUCUUGGAAAAAACUGAUUAAGUUAAAGAUUUCUACGAAAGGUCAAGUCAGCACUCAAGUCAGAAGUCAAGUCAAAAUUCGUGUCAAAACUCAAGUCAAAGGUUUGUACACUGUGACCAUGCAAAAACUGACAGCGUGCCGUGUAAACGACUGACAAAGAUAAUGUUUGAACAAGCUAAAAAAUGGCUGAAAGAAGCCACAGAUACGCAUGAUAUACCAACGACAGUAUCAUUUGAACAACAACAGGUGGAUCAUUUAAAGACAUUCAUGAUGAUGUGGCUAAAGGUAAAAUCAAGAUUUGUCUACACGAAAAGACAACAGGACAAACAGGACAAACAGGACAAACAGGACGAACUUGAUUUCAAACAGGAUAGACCAGAUAACAAACACGUUGUAAAACCUGCUGCCUUUUAAGAUGAUACAGACCCGCAAGGUAAUCCUUGAGAUCAUCAAAAUUACGCGGAACACAAACGUAGUGUAUCAGAUGGCAAACGAACUAACUAAGAAAAACUACAAAAGGGAUAAACUUGAUAGGAAUACGAGAGGCUAACGAUCGGAAUGAAAUUAAGAUCGUCGCUGUUAUCGCAUUUAUCGGUCAUUACAUUAAGAAUGUCACGGUCGGAUUGAUGAACGAGCAACUGAUUGUCUGACUAACAGGCCGGGCUGGCAGUGAAACUGAAUGGCUUAUUGACCUGUUGACUGACCGGCUGUAUGACAGACCGACUGACUAAGCAAAUGCCUGAACGACCGAUUACGAAUCACUGACGAAUAACUCCCGAUGGUCUGUGUAUUGUCCUCAUAAUGUUCAAACUGACUGAAUGAAAAACUGAACUAUGACUGACUGAUCACUGACUUAGCGACCAUGUAUAAGACUAACUGACUGACUGACUUAAUGAAAACCGCCCGACUGACUUAUCCACGAACUGCCGACCAAAGCCAAGACUGAGUGGAUGACUGACUUAAAAAUAGCUGAUCAACUGACUGACGAAUUACAAAUUUACUUUGCUACUAACUGAGUGACUGACUAAUUACUGAAUGUCUAACUGAUGGACUAUCCGUCUGACUGACUGACUGACGGAACGACUGUUUGAAUGGAUAACUGACUGACUGAUCGCCUGACACAAGGUCUGAUUGGUGUGACUGUCACACUGAGAUACUGAGAUACCAAUUGAAGGCUGAACGUUCACUAAUUUAACUGAGUUUAGUUGUGACCAACCGACUGAAUGAAUAAAUAACAGAAAAUGGCUAAUGAAAUGGCUCAAAUCUUACAGAAUGACUUUCUGAGCUACUGACAUACCAAUUCACCUACAUCCCGAUAAAUUCAACUACAGACUGAUAGACUCAUUAGCAGACUGAUUGACUGACUGACUGACUGCCCGACCUGUUAAACAAGUGACUAACACAUAAGUCGCUGACUGGGUUACUUGAUAACUUUCAGGUGCCUUAAACUGCUCAAAUCUAAUGGCUGACACAUGAUUUAGCAUUAAUGAUAAGUUGAGGGACUGACUGAAUUACUUGCUGACUUACCCAUUGACUAACUGGCUGGUUGACUGACUGACUGUCUGAAUUAUAGACUGACUGAUCGGCUGAUUGACUGACGUAUUGGCUGACUAAAAAAUGACGGUGACUAAUUGACUGACCGAGAAAAUGACUGACUGUUCUACUAAACUGACACUCUACGGUAAACUUGCUGACAGAUUGACAUGUAAGCUGCAAGAUAUCUCAAAUUACCUAAGUUGAAUGACUAGCUCUUGGAUUGGUAACAGUGAUGCGGUUAUAAACAGACUGUCUGACCAACAGGCCGACUGAUUGACUGACAGACUGACUGAAUGCCUGGCUUAGUAAACUUGCACCCAACAAAUAAUUUGCUGAUUGAUUAAAUGUCAACCGUCAAGUGUAUUUACUUUUCCUACUCGUAUGGCUUGCACACGGACUGGCAUUUAUGACGCAGCGACAGACUGCCUGACAGACUGAUUAACUGCGGUACAGACAAAAUAACUGUCUGACUAAUAGAAACUGACUGAUUAGGUGACAGACAACAGACUGCCUGGGUGAUGGACUGACUGACAGCUGACAGACUGUCUGGCUGACAAAAUGACUGAUUAGCUGACAGACUGACUUUCUGACUGAUUAACUGAGUGAUUAGCUGAGAGACUGACUGUCUGGUAGACUAUCUAAUUAGCUGACAAAGUGACUGAUGAACUGACUGAUUAGCUGACAUUGACUUAUAGACUGAUUGACUGAUCAGCUGACAGAUUGACUGAUUAUCUGACAGACAGACUGAUUAGCUGACAGACUGACUGAUAGA
Messenger RNA from Stylophora pistillata, 3792 nucleotides. RefSeq names its product carbohydrate sulfotransferase 11. Gene Ontology annotation, molecular function: sulfotransferase activity. Gene Ontology annotation, cellular component: membrane. The record is from RefSeq and is a predicted model, not a curated record. NCBI's taxonomy places the organism in Eukaryota, Metazoa, Cnidaria, Anthozoa, Scleractinia, Pocilloporidae. Gene Ontology annotation, biological process: carbohydrate biosynthetic process.